GUCUGUUAGUGCUCCUCUUGGGCCUGCUGUCAUGGGCCUCUGCUGUAGGUUCUUCCUAUCAUAUAUAUUAUUGUACACUCAGCCAUGCAGAAGAAGUACUUCCCAAUCCAGCAAAAAAUACUGAUCAGAAGCAAAUCCAAGUUACUGAAGAUCAUACCAACAACAUUGACUAUGUACAAAGGGCACAGUGGCUUCGUGCAGCGGUUUUAGGAGCCAAUGAUGGGCUGGUUUCGGUUUCUUCAUUGAUGAUGGGUGUAGGAGCUGUUAAGAAAGAUGAAAGGGCUAUGCUACUUGCUGGUUUUGCAGGAUUAGUUGCAGGGACUUGUGGCAUGGCGAUAGGAGAGUUUGUAGCUGUGUGCACUCAGUAUGAAGUUGAGGUAGGUCAAAUGAAGAGAGAGAUGAAUAAUGAGGAGAAAGACUUGGAGAUGGGGAUGGAGAAAAGAGGAUUGCCUAAUCCAUUGCAAGCUACUUUGGCAUCUGCAGUGUCCUUUUCUAUAGGUGCAUUGGUGCCUCUACUUUCAGCUGCUUUCAUAGAAAACUACAGGACUAGGGUUAUUGUGGUUGUGGCAAUGGUUAGCUUGGCUUUGGUGGUGUUUGGAAGGGUGGUGGCUCAGCUGGGAAAAACUCAUAAGAUGAAAUCUUGUGUAAGGUUCCUUCUUGGAGGAUGGAUAGCCAUGGCUAUCACUUUUGGGUUGACCAAAUUACUUGGUGCUAAAGCUUUAGAUAAAGAAUAAUCAUAUGUAGGCUGUGGAUUUUACUUAUGAGAGUAACCACUCCUUUAUUGUGUUUUAUGAAUAAGUUUAAUUAGUUUGUCAUAUGAGAACUUUACUGCUUUUGUUCUCAACUA
This is a messenger RNA of Glycine soja, 847 nucleotides long. RefSeq names its product nodulin-21-like. Gene Ontology annotation, cellular component: membrane. Gene Ontology annotation, biological process: intracellular manganese ion homeostasis. The record is from RefSeq and is a predicted model, not a curated record. The transcript has 2 exons. Gene Ontology annotation, molecular function: iron ion transmembrane transporter activity; manganese ion transmembrane transporter activity. Bases 246 to 734 code for a protein of 162 amino acids. NCBI's taxonomy places the organism in Eukaryota, Viridiplantae, Streptophyta, Magnoliopsida, Fabales, Fabaceae.